CGCCACCCUUGAAAGUAUGUGAGAGGCGGCUGCCGCGGCGCUGUCAUGGAAUUGGUACAGGAAGCGCGGGAACUGGGUUGCUGGGCGGCCGAAGAGAUGCGAGCGCCGGUGGCCGCCCGGCCCUCGGAGUCAACACUGCGCAGGCUGUGUCUGGGCCAGGGGGCUGACAUCUGGGCCUAUGUCUUAAGGCAUGUGCACAGCCAGAGGAGUGUCAAGAAGAUCCGGGGAAACCUGCUCUGGUAUGGCUACCAGGACAGUCCAGAGGCCCGUCAGAAGUUGGAGCUGGAAGCCACUGUUGCCCGCCUUCGGGCAGAGAUCCGGGAGUUAGACCAGAGCCUGGAGCUGAUGGAACAAGAGACAGAAGCUCAGGAUGUGGCCAUGGAACAGGCCCUGAAGAGCAUGCAAGACAUCCAGCAUCGUGCUCUCCUCCUCCGGGCCCGAGCUGGGGCCAUGCGAAGACAGCAGCGUGGGCUCCAAGAUGCCAUGCAAAGACUGCAGAAUCAGCACAAGCGCCUGCAGGAUAUAGAGAGGAAGGCCAAAGUGGAUAUGACUUUUGGACCCUUGGCAUCAGCAGCCCUGGGUCUGGAGCCUGUGGUCCUGGGCGAUGUCCGAACAGCCUGUACCCUCCGGACCCAGUUCCUGCAGCACCUCCUAAUUCCUCAAGCCAAGAGAAGCAGUGUCCCAACCACUCAAGAUGACCACUUUGUAACUUCCUACCAGCAGUGGCUGAGCUCAGUGGAGACACUGCUGACAAACCACCCCCCCGGCCACGUCCUGGCCGCCCUGGAGCACCUGGCUGCAGAGAGGGAAGCAGAGAUUCGGUCCUUGUGUGGUCCAGAUGGGUUCCAAGAUCCGGAGAUGGCCAGGACCCAAGCAUCAGACCAGUCAGACUCCAGCCAGGCCCUGCCAUCCAUGGUGCAUCUUAUCCAGGAGGGCUGGAGGGCUGUGGGUGUGCAUGUCACCCAGCGGGGACCCCUCCUGAUGGAGCGUCAAAUCCUGACCCAGCGCCUCCACGGCCUGAUGGAGGAAGUGGAGAGAUGUACCCUGGGAUCCAGCGAGAGGCAGGCUCUGCUGCUAGGGCUCCGGCGCUGUGGCCUGUGGGCAGAGCUCAAGGCCCUGCAUGCCCAGAGCCAGGAGCUGGAGGAGGCAGCUGGGUGGCGGCAACUUCUGCUACAGGAGCUACAGGCCAAACAGCAACGGAUCCUGCACUGGCGUCGACUAGUGGAGGAGACACAGGAACAGGUCCGCCUGCUCAUCAAGGGCAACUCAGCCAGCAAGACGCGCCUGUGCCGGAGCCCUGGGGAGGUACUGGCUCUGGUUCAACGAAAAGUGGUCCCCACAUCGGAGGCAGUGGCACCACAGAGCCAGGAGCUACUUCGCUGUCUGGAGGAGGAAGCCCAGCUUCUCCCUCACCUGCUGCUGGGCACCCUGCUGCGGCACAGCCCUGGAGGGUUGCAGCCCCUGCCCACCAUCCUGCCAUCCAUCUACCAGCUGCAUCCUGCAUCCCCAAAGGGCUCCAGCCUUCUAGAACUGAGCCACACACUGGGGCUGCCUACAGGGAAGGCUCCAGAGCUGCUCCUCCCAAAGGCUGCUGCUCUCCACCAGGACCUUCUGUUCCUCCAGGACCAGCGGAGUCUCCGGUGCUGGGAUCUGCUCCACAUGACAACCAGCCUGCCACUAGGACCAUCCACCCAAGAGCUGCUGCAGACUCAGGCAUCCCAGGAAAAGGAGCAGAAGGAGAACCUGGGGCAGACUCUGAAGCGGCUGGAGAACCUACUGAAACAAGCGCUGGAGCGAGUCCCUGAGCUGCAGGGGGCUGUCGGGGACUGGUGGGAGCAGCCUGGCCAAGCUGCCCUCUCCGGGGAGCUCUGCCAAGGCCUGUCCCUGCCCCAGUGGCAGCUGCGCUGGGCCCAGGCCCAAGGCGCCCUGCAGCAGCUGUGCGGAUGAAGACGUGGCGCAGACAGGAGUCUAGAGCUUCACAUUUGUUCACCAAAACCUCAGCUCCCUCAUUCACAAGACCUUUGGACGAAAGCAUCACCCAGAUGUGUCGGCCUAUCCAGAAGUCUCUACUCAUACCUUCCGUCCCUCUCAACUACCUUGCCUCUCUCCCUUCAUCCCACCAAGGCCAAAAGAAUGGGAUGCUCUGGACCCCAUCCCAGGUCCCCCAAAACUCCCCUCAUUACUUGCACACUCAGCAAAAAUUAACUGAGCACCUGCUGUAAACACUGAGGAUUGAGGAUGAACAAAAUGGACAGAAGUCCCAGCCUUCAGGGAGUUGCCAUUGUAGGGACAGGGAAACAGACCACCAGCAAGAUAAGCAAAAUGCCCAGCAUGUUGGGAGAUAACUAUAAAGCAGGCUGUAGGAGGUGUGAUUUUUAAAUGCAGGGCUACACAGCAAAAGCCACACUCUGUAAAGGCAAUGAGAGAGAAGCACGUGAGUACCUGAGGAGGGCUUGCAGGGGAAGGACUAAAGCUUGUACAGAGGCCCAGAGUUUGGGGGGAGCAGGUGUUAAGAGAUGAGAUCGUCUUCUAGUUUUUAUCCAGUUUCUUUUUUUACCCUUAAAUCUGAGCCAUUUGGAAUUCAUCCAAAUGGAUCUGAUUUUUUCAUAUAUGUAUAUCCCAAUAGCACUCCUUAAAUUUCUGUCAGAGCAGUGGUUGCCUCUGAAGGAGGGGUGGGUGUCAGGGAUGAACCAAGGAAGAGACCAGGAAACUUCCCAGAGCUAGAAGUGCAUUAUAUGUUGAAGGUGGUGUGGGUCAUACAGGUAAAUAAAUUUGUUAAGAACUCAUCUAGUAGUACUCCUAAGGUCUGUGCAUUUCACUGUGUGAAUCAUUCUUCAAUUUAUAAAGUUAAACUUUACCCACCUAAGCUUUAUAAUAAAGUAAAACUUCAGAUGA
This is a messenger RNA of Manis pentadactyla (Chinese pangolin), 2895 nucleotides long. RefSeq names its product HAUS augmin like complex subunit 5 (gene HAUS5). Gene Ontology annotation, biological process: centrosome cycle; spindle assembly. The record is from RefSeq and is a predicted model, not a curated record. NCBI's taxonomy places the organism in Eukaryota, Metazoa, Chordata, Mammalia, Pholidota, Manidae. The transcript is spliced from 19 exons. The coding region runs from base 46 to 1947 and encodes 633 amino acids. Gene Ontology annotation, cellular component: centrosome; HAUS complex.